AUGAUUAGUUUCUCUUCGCCAGUUUUACCUGAAUCUUGGAUGAAUUCAAAUAUGCUUCUCCUAAGUUUAAUUGCUCCACCAGAAAAUUUGAGUCCCGAAUAUUUUGGUUCCCUUUUAACCCAGUAUGAAAUUUAUCAAAAACAAGGUAUGGACCGGUCAGUUAAGUGAAAAUUUUAAACAAAUCCUUAAUGGACUACAAAGUAUUAGUUGAAAUGGGAACCCCAGAAGCUGCGAAAUCAGCAAAGUCAUUUCUUGAUUAAUUAUCUUCGAACUUUAUCAAAUGUUCGUUUUAUUCGGAUGAGAAGCCCCCUUAAUCAGGUUCCUUAAACAAUUGCUCACUCGAUCUUAUAAAUGAUUCUACCAUGAGCAGUUUACGAAAUCGUCAUUCUACAUCUUUAAAUGAAAGUAUAAAUUUCAAUUUCUAUAUAGUUGUCCAAGAGGAUGACAAACAACAGCCUUCAAGCAAAAGGAAAAUCAAUUCUUCCUCCACACUUCAACACACAACAACAUUAUGUUUGAAUGGAAUCAAAGGAAAGAACUUAGACGCUUAAAAACUGUAUAAUAUCUUUAGUAAUUUCGGAAACAUUGAUAAAAUCUUACUCAUUAAGUAUAAUCUACAAUAAACAAGGUUAAAAAAUUUCGCACUCAUUAAAUACCUAAAAGAAGAAUACUCAAUAUUCGUUUUUGAAAACUGUUAAAAACUGUAAUUCUUCGAUAGCACUAUUUCUAUUUCUUUCGUCGCAGAAGAUGCUAUUGAAAAACUUUUAAGUCUUGAUACACUCUACAAUGAGCAAGAUUACUAUGUUGGUUCACAAGAAACAGACAGGUAAAAUAGAUAUGAGAUUGUAGAUUCAAUUCUAGUAAUAAAAUGAAUUUGUUACCACCAAGUUAAGUCUUACACGUCUCCAAUCUUAAAAAGGUGUCAUCAAAUGCUGAAACUAUGUGGGAUGUCUUUUCUGAAUUCGGUAUAGUCGAGGUUGUUGUACAUACUCAUUUUUAGGCAGUCAAAGUUCUUAAUACUUAGUUCAAAUUUAUGUGUUUAGUCAAGAUGGAAAAUCUUAAGCAAGCUUUGGAAGUGAUGGCUUUAAUGCAUAAUGAAGAGGUUGACAAUAGAAAUGUCUAGAUCUCAUUCACUAAGGCCAGAAUUUGA
Molecule: messenger RNA, 1150 nt
Organism: Paramecium octaurelia
Lineage: Eukaryota; Ciliophora; Oligohymenophorea; Peniculida; Parameciidae
Source: the annotation of a GenBank genome assembly